AAAAAUUGAAUGUAUGCGUAUACAAAUGUGCUAUAUACAUUGUAUACACAUUGUUGUAUACGUGUGCGUAUAUGAACUAUUUAACAUUAAAAAUAAAUAGAAAAAUGUUAUCAGUGAUAAUAAGAAAUGCAGUUAAACGAAUAAAUGUAAGAAAUUUCUCUUCAUCCGUUACAUGCAACAAUGUUAUAUCAGGAAGAAUGUUAUAUGAAUCAAAAGAAUUAUUACCGUUUCUAACCUCACCAAAAAAUUUAACAAUAUAUAGAAAUUAUUACAAUGAAAACAAUAAAGAAAAAGGUGAUCAAGUAUCAUUACCACAACUAAUACCUGGCCCGAUAAACACUACGUUCAGUGUUCCUAAAGUAUUUAAAGUACCAUUCAUGCAAUUAUUUGUACGUUUCAUAACUAAAGAUCCUGAAUUUGAGUUGCCAAUUCUUCUUACUAACACUAAAAAAGCAGCAUCUAUAGUAUCCAUAGCACUGGCAAAUCAAGAUUAUGAUUCAUUGUACAAUCUGGUAGAUAAUAAUUUAUUAAAUUUGUUAAAAACAAGAAUAGAUACGCUAAGCGAUGAACAAAGAAAGCUUAUUGCUAUGAAUGAAGAGAAUAUUACACUUUUCAUGGCAUAUGAUUUAAAGUUUAGACGCAUAUAUAACACCGAAGAAAAGAAAAGGGUAGAAUUAACAUUGGUAGGACAUUACAUACCAGGCUUCAAUGUACAUGAAUUUUUCGACCAGAAAGUAAAGGAUAGAUUGGAAAGACUUUUAAUUUUAAAAAAGCAAAAAACGUUCGUUUGUAAUUACGUAUUUUCAAGAGAUUAUUGUGACGAUCUAGAAAGUCAUUGGAUAAUUAAACACAUUAAUCACAGUGAAGUAUUGCUAUUGCAAUAGCAAUUGGCUAUUCUUAAAAAUUAUAAAUGAAAGAAAUAGAAAACAAUAUGUAUGAUUUGAAAUAUAAAAAGAAUAAGA
Messenger RNA from Polistes dominula (European paper wasp), 962 nucleotides. RefSeq names its product m-AAA protease-interacting protein 1, mitochondrial. Gene Ontology annotation, cellular component: mitochondrial inner membrane. Gene Ontology annotation, biological process: protein insertion into mitochondrial inner membrane from matrix. The record is from RefSeq and is a predicted model, not a curated record. Gene Ontology annotation, molecular function: ribosome binding. Lineage: Eukaryota; Metazoa; Arthropoda; Insecta; Hymenoptera; Vespidae.